AAGAAAAAUACUAUAUGCGUGCAGAGGGGACCUGGAAUGGCUAGAACCGUUGAAGAACUGAAACAUUACGUGGAAGAUAACCUUUUGGACUUGAGUCUUUCGAACAUUUCCGAGGUUCCCGUCAAGGAAAUCGCUCAGUUGAAAAAGGUGACCGAAAUCGACUUAUCUUCGAAUCAUCUGGUCGCCCUUACGAACGACUUCGCUCCACUGCUUCGUCGCAUCGUUGUACUUGAUCUGAGUCAAAAUUUUCUGAAGGCAUUACCGGGUAACUUUGGUCAGCUCGCCAGCCUUCAGCGUUUGGAUCUGUACAAGAACUGUUUGGUGACCCUGCCAGUCAGCUUCUCGCAGCUCAAGAAACUACAGUGGUUGGAUCUGAAAGACAAUCCGUUGUCUGCUGAACUGCAGCAAGUGGCCGGUGACUGUCUAGACGACCGCCAGUGCAAGCAGGCGGCCUCGAAGGUAUGCUCGGUGGUAGGUUUUUUCUUUUAA
Molecule: messenger RNA, 489 nt
Organism: Soboliphyme baturini
Lineage: Eukaryota; Metazoa; Nematoda; Enoplea; Dioctophymatida; Soboliphymatidae
Source: the annotation of a GenBank genome assembly